GUUCAGCGUGGGGCGGGUGGGACAUUCUACCGAAGCGCAUUGUUGUGUUGGGGGAUGCGGAUCCGACAGCAGCAGCCCUGUACGAACCAAUUGAAGCCUUCCGAGCUAGGAAGCGGAUAUUUCACACCCAUGAAUCUGUCAUAAAGUACAGCUUUUAUGCUCAUGGUAAACUGCAUUUCAACAGCUUCCGAGACGCCAAACGCACUAAACUUUCAACUCAUAUUUUAUGUCUGAAUAGCUCAAGUAUUGCCCGUUGGAUGAGAACAUUGCGUACGGAAUCCCAGUGUCUUUUGAGCAGGCCGUAUCGCCAUUGCUUUGAAAGACUGCUGGUGACACACUACCCACGGCUAGCAAAGCUGUCUGAACCGAGCUGCCGUCGCCUUCGUGAUGAGGAGGAAGUCCCGUCACCCCCAGACCCCCGUCCCCCAGCGCCCCCCUCAGCGGCCCCCCUCCCCCAUCCAGCCGUCUCCCAACAAGUACACCCUAACCUAUGCCCAGGCCCAGCGGCAGGUGGAGGUGGAUGUGGCCGGGCGAACACACCGACUCAGCAUCUACGACAAGCUGGAGGUUGUCUCGGACGGUGACCCCGUCUCCCAGGAGAUCCUGGAGUGCAACAGCAACAAGGAGAACUCCCAGCAGCUUCAGCGGGCGCCGCUCCGCUCCGCCCGGCUGAAGAAGAACCAGGAGAGGAGAAACGCCGCCGCCGCCGCCGCCAUAGCUGCUCCCGCCCCCUCCGCUCCUGGGGGGAACUCUCGAGGGGGAGGAGGAGGAGGGGGAGCACAGACUGGCCCAGCCCUGCCUGAACCCAAGCUCCGCAGGGUGGAGUACAACCUCCCAACUGUGCCCCGGAGGCCCUCCUCGCUGUACCGCUACGAGGAGAAGACGGAGGAGGAGCAGGACGAGGAGGUGGAGUACGACCUGGAUGAGGAGGACCACGCCUGGCUGGAGCUGGUGAACGAGAGGAGGAGGAGCGAGGGCGUUGGGCAGGUCUCCCACGGCGUCUUUGAGUUCCUUCUCGACCGCUUUGAGAAGGAGGCGCACGCGGAGAGCGUGGCACGGGGCGGGGGAGGCGCGGUGGCAGUGGACGAGGACGCCGUCUGCUGCGUGUGUUCAGACGGAGAGUGCUACAACAGCAACGCCAUCCUCUUCUGCGACUCCUGCAACAUGGCGGUCCACCAGGACUGCUACGGGGUCCCCUACAUCCCAGAGGGCCAGUGGCUCUGUCGACACUGCCUCCACGCCUCCCGCCAGCCCGCCUCCUGCAUCCUCUGCCCCAACCGGGGCGGGGCGGUGAAGCGCACCGAGGACGGCCGCUGGGGUCACGUGGUGUGUGCUCUGUGGGUCCCCGAGGUCGGCUUCUCCAACAGCACCUUCCUGGAGCCCAUCGACGGCGUGGAGAACAUCCCUCCAGCUCGCUGGAAGCUCACCUGCUACCUGUGUAAGCAGCGCGGCGCUGGAGCCUGCAUCCAGUGCCACAAGGCCAACUGCUACACGGCCUUCCACGCCAGCUGCUCCCAGAGAGCUGGCCUGCUCAUGAAGAUGGAGACCAUCAGGGAGCGGGGCGGAGACGCAGGCUUCUCCGUGAAGAAGACAGCGUACUGCGGCGCUCACUCCCCCAGCGGCGCCCCCCGCAGGCCGCUGACCGUCUAUGAUGAGAUCCCGCCCAGGAACGGCGUCUGUAGGCGAAGAGGCGGCGUGAAGAGGGGGAGGGGGAGGGGCCGGGGGAGGUCGAAGGUCAAGCAGAAGAAGAAGAGCAGGAAGGUGGAGACUGAGCCAGAGGAAGUGACAUCGCCGCUUCCUGUCCCUUGCUUAUCCUCUGAGAGGUUGAGCAGCAUCCUGAACCAGGUGUCGGUGCAGAGGAAGAGGGCCUUCGUGGGGCUGGUGCUGAGCUACUGGGGCCUGAAGAGGCAGGCCAGGAACGGAGCGCCGCUGAUCAGACGGCUGCUCUCCAGCCAACAGGGCCAGAAGACUGCCCAGCUGCCGAGGCAGAGUGAGGAGGAGUGCCAGGAGCUGAGGCAGAGGUUGAAGGCGUGGCAUCGUCUGAGACACGACCUGGAGAGAACCAGACUGCUGCUGGAGCUGGUCCACAAGAGGGAGAAGAUCAAGAGGGAGGAGGUGAGGCUGCAGCAGAGCCUGCUGGAGAUGCAGCUGGCCCCCUUCAGCCUGCUGCUCAGGGCUCUGCUAGACCAGCUGCAGGACCGGGACCAGGCCCGCAUCUUCACCCAGCCCGUCGACACCUCAGAGGUUCCAGACUACCUGGGCAUCAUCCAGAAGCCCAUGGACUUCUCCACCAUGAGGCAGCGUGUGGACGCGCAGGCCUACCCCUCGCUGGACAGCUUUGAGGCCGACUUCAACCUCAUCGUGGCCAACUGCCUGAAGUACAACUCAAAGGACACGUACUUCUGGCGUGCCGGUGCCCGUCUGCGGGACCAAGGCGGCGCCGUGCUGAGGAAGGCUCGCCGUGACGCCCAGAGGAUCGGCUUUGACGUCACCAGCGGGAUGCUGCUACCUACGCCGCCCAAGAUUGAGGCUCCGCCCACCUUCUCCUGGGAGGACGUGGACCGUCUCCUCGUGGCGUCCCAGCGGCGACACCUCGCCCCAGAGGAGCAGCUGCAGCAGCUGCUGGAGAGGCUGGACCAGACCAGUGCCGUGAAGGCCUCAUCCUCCCGCUCCAGACGCCUCAAGCUGCUGAAGAAGGCCAUCAACGAGGUCCGCAGCGAGGCCAGCCUGCAGAGGGUGCUGCCCUCACACUCCUCCUCCUACUCCCUCCCUCAGCGGGGGAGACCCCCUGGGGAGGAGGGCGAGGCCAGCGGUCCCCAUGGGGAUGAUGAGGGUGACAAGUCUCUACCUCCUAAACUGGAGCCCUCUGACUCUCUACCUCCCCCCCCCGCGUCAGAGCGAGAUUCCGAGCCCCCCACUCUCAAGCCCAUAGCCCCCCACGCCCCCACGCCCAGCCCCAGACGGGUCACCUUCGACGGGAAGGACCCCCCCAGCAACGCCCCCCCUCAUGGCCGUCUCAACGGCCACUCCCACUUCCACCCGCUGUCUCAGGAUGCACUGCUGCUGUCAGAGGGGGACGUGAGCGUGGUGGCCACUUCCACCCUGGCCCCGCCCUCAGGCACCGUCAACAGACGCACCGCCGUGCUCUUCCGCAAGUCCAAGAGCACCAGCCCACGCAAGGCCCCGCCUCCUGGAAGGGGAGGAGGGGGAGGGUCAGGAGGAGGGGGAGGGCCAGGAGGAGGAGGGGGAGGAGGGUCAGGUCGAGUAGAGGAAGGGGGACAGGACGGUGGAGGAGAGGAGGCUAAGGAGGAGUGCCCUCAGCUAGGCAGCAGCAGCUUCCUGUCGGUGGUGAUCCCCAGGCUGGAGACCCUGCUUCAGGGCAGGAAGCGCAGUCACAGUGCCUGUAAGACAGGGGGCGCCGGAGAGGAGCAGGGGGAGGUUCCCGUCAAACGCCUCGACACAGGGCUGACCAACGGCUUUCUGGAGAAGGAGGAAGGUGAGGGGGAGCUGGUGUCCAGGAGGAGUCUGGAGGAGGAGCUGGUGUCCAGGAGUACUCUGGAGGAGGAGGACCUGGUGUCCAGGAGGAGUCUGGAGGAGGAGGAGGACCUUGUGUCCAGGAGGAGUCUGGAGCCCCGAAGACGAUGGGCCUCAGAGUCCAGCAUCUCCUUCAGCAGCAGCAUGCCGGGAAGCACCAGCUCCCUGCUUUGCCUCCCUCCCUGUGGGAAGGGCAAGCCAGCGCUGGUGCGCAGGAGCACCGUGGACGACAAGAGCGAGCUGAUCGCCUGCAUCCAGAACGGAAACUUCGCCCGUGCUGCCAGGAUCGCUGCUGAGGUGGGUAAUAGCAGUAUCUGGAUGCCUGCUAGUGCUGCUGCCGUGGUGCUGGAGCCUCUGAAACUGGUCUGGGCCAAGUGCAGUGGAUACCCCUCUUACCCUGCCCUGAUCAUCGACCCCCUCAUGCCCCGUGCGGGGUGCCAGCAUAACGGGGUGUCCAUCCCCACGCCUCCUCUGGAGGUGCUGAAAGUGGGGGAGCAGAUGAAGCAGAAGGCCGAGGACGCACUCUUCCUCGUCCUCUUCUUCGACAACAAACGCAGCUGGCAGUGGCUCCCCAGGUCCAAGAUGGUUCCCCUGGGCGUGGACAGGACCGUGGACAAGAUCAAGCUGAUGGAAGGUCGCUCCUCCAGCAUCCGCAAGGCGGUGCUCACUGCCUUCAGCCGUGCCCGGAGCCACCUCAGUGUGGUCCAGGACCAGCCUGACAGCGACCUCAGCGACGUGGACUAACACACGGACGCACACACAUGGACGCACACACACACGGACGCACGGACUAACACACACACACGGACGCACACACACACGGACGCACACACACACACGGAUGCACACACACACGGACGCACACUUCCUCUGUGUCAUUUCCACCCCAGAUGAACUUUUAUAACCUUGCACCCUUGAUAAUAUCGGACACUAACUUAUUUUGUAGAUUUGAGGAACAAAACAAUAUGAUGGGUACAGAGAACGACUUUUUGUAGUAUUUAUAAAUAUAUUUUUUGCUGAAUCAUGUUCUGACUAGCCUGUGUUCUCUGUGUCCUUUGCUGUAAACCGGAACAGUGUGUCAGUGUGUGCAUAUAGUACACACUCACACACACACACACACUCACACACACCGUUAUGAUCCAACAUGGCAAAGAGACCCCUGCUUUCUACGUUUUUUCCAUACUCGUCUAGGUCAUGUUUUUUUUAAGUGUUAGGUUAAAGUUAUUGAAAGUGUAAGAUUCAAUUUGGCAUUCUUUUUGUUUUGUUUUUUCAUCAAGUGAAAUCCCUUUUUUUUAUGAUGGUGUUGAGUAUAUUUUUGUUGAUACAUACUGUGUUUUAUGAUUAAGUAUAUAUCCGUAUGUUACACUGUGUCACAGGGGAUGUCGUUGUUAUGGAAACCAGAAGUGCGCUGUUCUCAAGAAACCAAAAGAAAAAAUGUUGCCCAGAAAUAUAUAUAUAAAAAAAAGUUUAUACUAAAGUUGGUGUGUGUGAGAGAGAGAGAGUGUGAGAGAGAACGUUAUUGCAAAACAAAACAAACAUAUUUUUUACAUCCUGACUGAUUGACUGUUACCAGAGCCUUGAUGGUAGAUGUGUUAAUUUAUUGUAAAGUAUUUUGGACAAAAAAAAAGAGCUCAUAAAUCAGUAAAAUAUCAA
Messenger RNA from Hypomesus transpacificus, 5187 nucleotides. RefSeq names its product bromodomain-containing protein 1-like. Lineage: Eukaryota; Metazoa; Chordata; Actinopteri; Osmeriformes; Osmeridae. The transcript has 14 exons. Gene Ontology annotation, molecular function: protein binding. Gene Ontology annotation, cellular component: MOZ/MORF histone acetyltransferase complex. Gene Ontology annotation, biological process: regulation of transcription by RNA polymerase II. The coding region runs from base 388 to 4278 and encodes 1296 amino acids. The record is from RefSeq and is a predicted model, not a curated record.